CUUUGAUAGAAUUUCCGGUAGAAAAAUCUGGUCAGAAAAAAACACUUUCAGAACAAUUUUUGAUAAUUUUGCAUCGUUUACAUGGAAAAACAUUUCACAAGCCCUCCAAAGUUAAGAAGAGAGAUACAGAUUAGUCCUAUAGUAAAGUAUGUUGAGCCACAGAUUAGAAUACAAAACACAAACAGACCACAAUUUGUUCCUAUUGUUAGUCCUAGACAAAUCCCAGUGGUCAGUCCUACACCUCAACACAUGCACAACAAAACACAUUCUAAGGUGACACUACAGUCUUCCAUGAAUGAAUCUGAAGAAACAGUUUGUAGCCCUUCAGAUGCACAUAAUGAACAUUUUACAAGGCAGAUACAAGACAUGGGCAGCAUUGUCAAGCCUAAUAAUGAAUGCUUCCAAAUACAUAUCCCUGUGUUAAAUUCUGACAGUUCUACUCAUACAGAAACAUUUGUGAAAACAGAAUUUUUACCCACUUGUGAUUACAGUAAAAGUACAAGUGUUGAUUUAGAAGGUGAAAUGGUGGAUAGUGCAAUAGAUAGCGUGAUGGGUCUUCCACAGGCCUUCAAUGAAGUGGUUGAAAUGCAAAAAGGCCAAAGCUGUGAAAUACAGAAGCAAAAAUUGUUACUGAAGACUUUGCAGGGAAAAUUUAAAGAAGUUACAGAGAAGAAAGAGGAGGUAACCCAGGAACUCACUGGUGUGGCACAUAAGAUUUAUGUUAUAGAAGAGCAAAAGAGAACUUGUACCAAGAAAUGUAAAGAAUUUGAUAGUGAAAUUAAACAGUUAGUAAUAGAAUCUGAAAAAGAAAGAAAUUGUAUUAAAGAUUUAAAAGGAGAUAUAGAAGAAAAUAAUAGACAAUAUACCAAGUACAAAGAAAGGAUAAAAAGACAUAAACAAGUGGUUGCAGAGUUUGAAGAUAACCUUGAGGUACACAAAGAACUCAGGCAAAUCAAAGAAGAAAUUAAGGAACUACAAACUGAAUGUGAAAAAAGGGAGAAGAACCGAUGUGAUACAGAGAGGUUAUUAUCUGGUCAAGACGAAAACAAAAUAAAAGAACACAUUGUAACAGUUCAGAAUGAUGUAGAACAGUUGAAGUAUAUACUCCUGGAAACAAAAGAACGGAUUCAAAAAGAGAAAGAAAAGCAAAGUCAAGCACAGGUUUCCUUAAAUGUUCUUCAUAAAAAGAACCAAGCGCAGUUGACAAGACUUAAGAAACAAGUAAAGGCUGCACAACAAAGUAGUCGACAGUGGCAUGAUCAGAUCUCUCUUCUUCAGAAAACUAUAGCUGAGUUAAACAAUAGACUGGGACAGUAGUCACAUGUGUUAUCUAAUUAUUGUGAAAUAAAACAAAGAUCAAAUAAAAACAUCUGCUAAAACCAUCCUUGGUUGAAAACACAAAUUUGAUAGUUUGACUUUUUCGUUAUGAUUAGAAUCACAAUUUUAAAGUGAUAAAGCAGCAUUUUUAAAAUUACUUUUU
Messenger RNA from Mytilus trossulus (common blue mussel), 1480 nucleotides. RefSeq lists its product as uncharacterized. NCBI's taxonomy places the organism in Eukaryota, Metazoa, Mollusca, Bivalvia, Mytilida, Mytilidae. Bases 82 to 1317 code for a protein of 411 amino acids. The record is from RefSeq and is a predicted model, not a curated record. The transcript has 11 exons.